CGUCAACAACGCCCUGCCCCGCCCCGGCCCCUCUCUCUCUCUCUUUCCCAUCGCGACGAAUCUUCGUCGUCGCGAGCCCUAAUUUCCUUUGUUUUGACCUAAUCGCUUCUCUCUCUCUCUUUCUCUGUGUUCUUCGUUUGAUUUUAUUCGGGAGGGAAGGGAGGUUUUUUCAGUCGAGCUCGAGGACGCAGGUGGUUCGGCGGGGGAAGAGGCGACAUUAGCCGUCCGUGUUGUUUCGAAAGGCCCGGGGCGGUUCUCGUCUCAUGCGAUCUCUGUGAUUUCAGCGUUCACCUCGUGAUUUUAUAAUUUCGGUGGGGGGGCCUUUUUUCUAUUGUUUUUUCCUUAAAAAGAGAAAAAAAAAUUUGAACAUGGCCUUCGGUAUGUCGGACGAGAUGCUGGGGACGUUCGCUCCGAUCGUGGUGUAUUGGGUGUAUUCCGGGAUAUACAUCUCCCUGGGAUCGUUCGAGAAUUACCGGCUGCACUCGAAGAAGGACGAGGACAACAAGAAUUUGGUGUCCAAAGCGACGGUGGUCAAGGGGGUCCUCCUCCAACAGGCGGUUCAGGCUGUCGUCGCCAUCCUCUUGUUCACGGUUACUGCAGAUGAUGCUGGGGCUUCUGCAGGCUCGAACAAUUCCGUUAUUGUAUUAGCAAGUCAAUUUAUCACUGCAAUGGUGGUAUUGGAUACUUGGCAAUACUUCAUGCAUAGAUAUAUGCACCAUAACAAGUUUCUAUAUAAGCACAUCCAUUCUCAACAUCACCGGCUUGUUGUGCCUUAUGCCUUUGGCGCUCUCUACAACCAUCCUUUGGAGGGUCUUCUUCUAGACACAAUCGGGGGUGCAUUGUCUUUCCUCUUGUCUGGGAUGAGCCCUCGAGCAUCCAUUUUCUUCUUCUCUUUCGCAACCAUAAAAACUGUUGACGACCACUGUGGUUUGUGGCUUCCUGGGAAUCUCUUCCAUGUUUUCUUCAAGAACAACACAGCUUAUCAUGAUGUCCACCACCAACUAUAUGGUAACAAGUACAACUUCUCUCAGCCAUUUUUCGUCAUGUGGGAUAGAAUUCUUGGCACCUAUAUGCCAUACACAUUAGAGAAGAGAAAAGGCGGUGGCUUUGAGGCGCGGCCGACUAGGGAGUACAAAGAAAUUUGAAUUUUCCCUAAUCUGAGCGUUUUGAUUUGUAAUGAGUUUUUCCAUGUUUUCUGCCCCUUUGGUGCCACUCUUCCGAUAUAGUUGGUGUAUAUAUACUGCUGUGAGCUGUAUCUUCCGUCUUACUAUUCUACUACUGUAUUAUUUUUAUUUUGGAUAAUGGAAAUAUUAUGGAAAUCUUGAGAUCCCUUUGCUUUGGUUGGCUGUCCUAAGUUGUAUGUGGGGUAAGUAAAAAAGAAUUGGCUGCCUUAUUGGUACCAUUAUGA
Messenger RNA from Eucalyptus grandis, 1408 nucleotides. RefSeq names its product sphinganine C4-monooxygenase 1. The coding region runs from base 369 to 1145 and encodes 258 amino acids. The transcript is spliced from 2 exons. Gene Ontology annotation, molecular function: oxidoreductase activity; iron ion binding. Gene Ontology annotation, biological process: lipid biosynthetic process. The record is from RefSeq and is a predicted model, not a curated record. NCBI's taxonomy places the organism in Eukaryota, Viridiplantae, Streptophyta, Magnoliopsida, Myrtales, Myrtaceae.